AAAGAUGGUCACUGGAAACAACCGAGAAAAAUCUCUUUAAAUAUUAUAUAAUCAAGAGGUGUUGGCAAUUAUGGUAAUCGUAGCAACUAGUGAUACUUCUAUAGAACUUUACUGAUUUUGUUGGUGAUCGGCAAUCAGUCUAGAGUACACAUCCUAGUUGGACCAAAGGAGGGGAAGAGGCAUGGAUCCAGGGAUGGUUUCGGCGGCAAUCCAGGCAGAGAUGGCAAACAUAGCGGCACGUCCGUUUUGCAAUUCGACAGUUCGGCGACGGUCAUCAACAUUGAUCUGAAGAGGGUUCCAUCCCAAAUCACCGGUCAAACCUCCAGGCUGAAGACCGGGUGCGACGGUUUCGUCAUACGCGAGCUUACCACCAGAGUGGGUCAAUUCGUAGAUUUCGAGGAUUGUGCAGAAAGCAAACAUUUGUCCCCAAGAUUCCGCAGGAAGAGAUUUCAUGGCAUCGACCGGGUUCAUCGCGGCAAGAUCGGCGAAUUUGAUGUCCUUCGUGACGGAAAGGUAUUCGUGUGGGGAAAUCUUGUCGAAUGUCAAUCCGAGUUUGUGGAAGGCGUAUCCAACGGUGGCGAUCAUGGCAGAUCGACCGUGCUUGAGCUCGGCAGCUCGGAUGAACUUUCCGGUCUCAGCAGAUCCCCACUUCAUGGUGAGAAGGUCCCAUUCAGUCUCUCCAAGGAAGAAUGACUUUCCGCCGAGGAAGGGUGACUCACCAACGAGAGGAACCUUUUGGUUGACGACGGGGGCAGGGGCGGCGGCUUCUUCUUCAACAGGAGCCUCUUCAACUUCGGCUUCGGCUUCGGCCUCUUCGCUCAUGCGCAAAGCAUUGUGACGGAAGUUGUGGGUGCUGGGGGCAAAUGCCGAGGCACCAGCGGCAAGGGCGAGGAGCGAUAGGGCGAACUUCAUGGU
Messenger RNA from Pseudo-nitzschia multistriata, 915 nucleotides. The record is from the annotation of a GenBank genome assembly. NCBI's taxonomy places the organism in Eukaryota, Bacillariophyta, Bacillariophyceae, Bacillariales, Bacillariaceae.